This is a messenger RNA of Heterotrigona itama, 2539 nucleotides long. NCBI's taxonomy places the organism in Eukaryota, Metazoa, Arthropoda, Insecta, Hymenoptera, Apidae. The record is from the annotation of a GenBank genome assembly.
AUGAAAGUGACACAACUUCAAAAAGUAUGUUUUACAAAAGAAAUGAAAAAUAGAAUUAGAUAUUAUUUUAUUAAUCAAAGAGACGAUGCAAUUCAAAAAAAUAAACUUUUCGUCUUAUAAACAAUAUACAAAAUUCAUAAUAAAAUAGGUUUAUAAGAUACAGUGUAAUAUAUAAAUUUUAUCAAAAAUUUACUUACCAAAUCAUGAAGAUAAAUGAAUAAGAUUUUCGUAACUGAUAAUUCGAAAAUUACUAAUUUGAAUUGUCCCAUUUUUUUUCGCAAAUAUGUGCAAUAUGUUAGAAAAUAUAAAUUUUCAAAAGUCGAUAUGAAUUUUAUUAAUGUUUAAUAUUUUUUUACAUGAUUGUACGCCAAAUAUGUAAAAACCAUUUUAAAUCAAAGUAAUUUUUAGAAAAUACUACAAAUUUAAUAUUAGAAUAUUAUUUAUAUCUAAUAUUACAAUAAUAUCUAUUUCUAAGAAUCGUUAAUUAAAAAUUAACAUUCAAUAAUCCAUUGAAAACAGUAACGAUUGGUUUAUUUAUUAAAAAGUAAAAGUUACAUGAUGUCUUAAUAUAUGUAUAUAUCUUAUGAAAUAUUCUAUAUAUAUAUAUAUAAAUACACUAUAUAAAUAUUUGUAUAGCACGUGCAUAUUUUGGAUAUUUAUAAUUUUAUGAAAACGAAAUUGUUUUAAAAUUGUCAAAUAAGAGAAAUAUAUUUGUUAUUAUUAGGAGAACUGUUCUAUAGAUUCUACGAGAACUGUUCUAUAUAUCUACGUACGUAUGUACGUAUACUUGCGUCUUAAUUUAAAAUGUACAAUCUUCUAAAUGCUUGUACUUAGAUAUUUUGGGCGCGUCUUAAAUCGAACUGUGCUAUGAACAAAGCGUCAGUAAUCUAGUUAAAUGUUUAAGUGUUAUAUCUACUUCGUGCAGUAAUCGUGACUAUAAAAAAAAAAAACAAGAAUUCUUGGACAGAAAUAAAAUAAUUCUUAAUGGUUUCACAUUAUCAACGUUGGAAUUAUUGAAUUCCUUGUCAAAGUUGAGAAAAACAAACCAUAUGAUGUUGAAAGAAUAUAUGUAAUUUACAACAGAUAUUCUAGAUAAAUAUACUCUCUUAAUGUUUUUGAAUUUCUUUUUCCUUCGAUCUUAUUUCACUUUCCUUUAUUUCUAUCAAUAUAUACAAUAAUAUUAUAUAUGGUAUAAACUUAAAUAUAUUUUAUUUAAUAAUUUGAACAUUUAAACGUGUUAAAAUUAUUCUUUUUAUAUUUGCCGCUUUCAAAAUGUAUUUUUUAUAAUAAUAUGUAUACAUUAUAAUUAAUAUAUAUGUUAUUAAUAUUGUAUCAGAAAGUUUUUAAUUUACAGAAUUAAAUAUUAUGUUAAAUAUACUUAAUUGUAAACUUGUUUUCAUUGCAUAUAUAUCACAUAUGCUUUCUAAUUUCAUUUAAUUCAAAUUUUUUUAAAUCCACCUGUAUUAUUUAGUAGAAUUCGCAUUAAUACAAUUUAUAUUAAAAUAAAUAUCAUUUUAUUUUCGUGAAUAAUAAUAUAUUUGCAUGUGUUUUAAGUUUUCCUAUAUAAAUUUAGUAAUUACAUAGUAUCUGCAUAAAUAAAACUGAAAGAAAUAAAUUCUAAUGUAUUUAUUCUAUUAACUUUACAUCUUUUCUUGCUGAUAAAUUAGAAGUGAAUAUCUACUGUACUAUGUUUAAAUUGAUAUCAAAUAAAAUUGCUUACAAUGUUUUAAAAUAAUUAAUAGUACUGAAUAAUUAAAUAACAUUAAUAAUUAAAAAAAACAAUUGACGUUAAAUUGAUAGAGUUUUUCUAAGUUCAUUUCUCUUGAUGAAAUAAAAAUAUAAUUAUUAUAUCUUUAAUUAUAUCUUACUUAAAAUUGUAGUAUAUAAAAUUAUAUAAUUAGUAAAAUUGACCUGUCUUCGUACGCUAUAUCAAAUCACAUAUCAUAAUUCAAUAAUGCAUAAAAUUUAAUAUAAAUUUUAAUUUAGUUUUUAAGUUUAUAUUUAGUUAUAUCUAGUUUUUAGUUUUAAGUUUUAAAUUCAGAAUUUCAAUACUAUAUUACAAAUAUAUAGACUUAGAAAAGUAUGGAUUCAGAAAAUGUGCAACGCUAAUUUAUAUAAUUAUUAAAUAAAUCAUAAUAUAAUUUCUGUCUGUUAUAUUCAGAGAAAAAUUUUUUCAUAUGAAAAAUUAAAGAAAUAUAUUCUUGUUUUAAAAUAAUUUAUUCAUCAAAAUACCUUCAUAUUUUAUGAAACUUUCUUUCAAUUUAAUUUAACAGCUUAUAAACAUUGUCUUUAUAAAAAUCUUGACACUUCUUUUAGAUUAUUUUCAUUAUUAAACUUGUUUCUCAUGCCGCGUUUUAACGAACUGCAAUUAGAUUGUACAGAAGUUGUUUGGACCAGCGAAAACUGUUCUACGCGGUUCGAUAAGCGAUGGAAACUUUUUUUAGAUUUUUAUAUUUCUUGGACUAACAGGAUACUAAUAAGUCCUUUAUCCUUGUUAAUUAAGGAUAGAUAUGGGAUUUGGCGUUCUGAAAUAUCUUAA